Messenger RNA from Drosophila hydei, 3321 nucleotides. It is a transcript of the gene fs(1)Yb, whose product is annotated as putative ATP-dependent RNA helicase SoYb. NCBI's taxonomy places the organism in Eukaryota, Metazoa, Arthropoda, Insecta, Diptera, Drosophilidae. Gene Ontology annotation, molecular function: metal ion binding; nucleic acid binding; ATP binding. Gene Ontology annotation, biological process: transposable element silencing; germ-line stem cell division. The coding region runs from base 51 to 3017 and encodes 988 amino acids. The record is from RefSeq and is a predicted model, not a curated record. The transcript is spliced from 4 exons.
UUGACUCUUUUGAAUUGUCAAAUGUGUAUACUGUCGUUUUUGUUGCAGUUAUGCAAAAUAACACAAAUAAUAGGUACUAUGUGUUAAAAAUGCCGAAAGACUUGUGCAAACCUUUAAUGGUUGGCGCUGGACGUGCGAACCUAACUAGAGUUUUGCGAUCAUAUUUCGAUUGUGAUGAAAGCUCUAAUCAGUAUAAGGGACUGUCGCCAAUGACCCAACGCGCACAAGAGCCAUGCGACAAUGCUGCGUUAUCAGCUGGAGCGGAUGGGAAUGGAAAUCUGAAUGGAAAUGAGCUAAUCACCAGGCAUGUUUGUGAUGGUGUUGAAUACACUUAUGUGACUCCACUAUCUAGGAAUACGGGUCUUGAUUUCUUGGCUGCAAGCAUCAGAACUAAAGAUUUGAAUACCGUUCGCAUUGUGGUUGUCUGCCAAUACGCAAAUGAGGCAGCCCAGUUAAUGCAAGAAUUGGGCAAACGCUGCAUUGGCUGUCUUUUGAUUAACGAGCCCACUAAGGCAAGUGACACAGGUAUCCGCCUAUGGAAUGACGGUUUACUCAACUCAGCCUUGGUUGUGUGCGAUGAUGUGUUGCCGCAUCUGUCGACGUGCAACAAUCUAAUAGUUAACUACUUAAUACACUCGUCCCAGACGCUGCCGCAUGUUUUUCAAAAGCGUAUCCAACUAUUAAUUCCCCAGCCAGUCAAGGGCACACGGGUGCUGGUGAUCAGAUGUCAAGCCGACAUUCAACUACAACAUAUAACUAAAGAGCAAAUGAAACCAGCAGCAACUACUGAACAGAGCAGACCAAGUUCAUCUAAUGAUAUUUCAGCUAUAAAAAACUUGAGCAUUAAUCUGAAUAAGACCUCAGCUACCAAAGAACUUUCUACCACGGAUGCACAGCGAUCAAAGGAACAACCAAGCAACAAAGCCCCAGAUAGGGUAUACACAUACAACAGGUUUGGCAUAUUUGCUUGGAGCCGCUAUGAACAAAUAUUCUGUUAUAAUGCAACUGAAAUGUCCGCAUUUGAUCCAAAGAUCAAGGAAGCCAUGCAACUACUGAACAUUGGACAAUCAAGAGCGAAGCGCGUACAGCGAUUUGCAUGGCCUCAUGCAGCUGCUGGCCGUUCCUUGUGUGUAAUUGGUAAUGAAUCGAUUGGCAAAACCUGGUGCUAUUUGCCCACCCUGUGUCAGCGCGUCCUUCUGCAGUCACCGCAGCGUAUACUGGAUGACAGCGACUGCGGCCCCAGCUGCAUAAUAUUGUGCGCAACUGCCAAGCAGGGCGAGCAGAUUGCCAACUGGUGUUUGGGAUUGCUGGGCAAACCGCGCGUAGACAUAAAACAAGUUAUCAAGGCGUUCUAUCGUCCCUCUGUUAGUGAUGUUGCCGAAAGUAUGAAACGUCCUUGCGGUAUUUUGAUAACCACUGCUGAGCAGCUUAUCCAGUUGCAUCAGCUGCACAGCAAAACAUUCUCCAUCUUUAAUCCAGUUGCCAUAAGUUGUGUCGCUUUUGAUGGGAUCGACAGUAUAUGGCGUGCUGGCAGAUUGCACUGCGAGAAAAUAAUACAAUGGCUUAUGGAUAUACUGCGUUUCGAGAGAGGCCACAGUCAGUUGUUCGUCGUUGGGCGUUUAUGGAUCGAUUUAAUUAUGGUGGCAUUAUCAUCGAGAUUACCUGAUGUUCUCCUCUUGUUUGAGGAUGCAUUGGAAGCGACCGUAUUUGCUGGACUUAAGCUAGAGUUAUUGACAACCAGCUCACAGCAAUAUGAACAGGAUAUACUGAAACUUCUAGUGGAUAGAAAGGAAAAGCAUAUAGUCCUGGCAUGCAAUGGAAAAGCUGAUGCGGCUAGACUGAGCAAGCUGCUCCAUGCUUCGAAUAUCAACAGUUUGAUUAUUUAUAAAACAGAUCAGAAAACAGACCUAACCUGUAGAGAGUGGUGCGAGGAACACUUUCCCCGAGUCCUAGUAGUUACUGAUGAUGUGAUUCCCAAAUUACGAGCCGAAAACAUCGAGUAUUUGCUUCACUACGAGUACAAUACUUGGCCACGAUUUAAGGCACGUUUCAGCAUGUUCUAUGGCAGUUAUCAAAAGAUACCAGACAGCCCCACAACCACAUCGACUAUACUUGUUCGUCCCGGCGAUGUUGAGCAAAUUUGGCUACUUUGUGAUUUUAUGCUCAAGCACGAUCGUUAUCCGCCCGAAUCUUAUCUGACCAUGUUAACCGAAUACCGAAUGCAGUUGGAAGCUGUUAAGCCACGUUCCAAUAUGCCGCUGUGCCGUCAGCUUAUGUCCUAUGGCAACUGCAUACGACACACAUGCCAAUAUCGACACAUUCUGUGGGACUACGAAACGGAGCUGCCGGAGCACCAUCCUAGUAACGGGGAAAUCAAAUUUGAAGUGCUUUCAAACGUAACACCGGCUCAACUAGCUGUGAAGUUCUUAGAGAACAAAACCUGCAAAUACUUCUUGAACACUCCUGUGACAAAGCUUGGCGAAAGAAUUGAAUUGCACUACGAGAAUCAAUCAAACCAUCGAAAGCAUGUAAAUCCCGAGCUUGGCAAUGUGUGCGUAUUGAAGAUAAACAAGCUAUAUCAACGGGUGGGCGUCACUCGAUUGGAUGCUCACGAUCGCAUCGAAGUCAAGCAGCUGGAUGCUGGCGUCGAAUUUCACAUGGUAGAUAAAUCUGAGCUGCUUGUCUGCGAGAAAGAGUUUCGAGACGAACCUUUUGAAGCAUACAAUCUACUCAUCACUGGUCUGACGCCGUUUAAUAUGGAGCGUAUUUGGCCAGACGAUGCCAAGAAGCUGGUGCGAAACAAAUUCUUCAAUCGUCUUCAGGGCAAGCAGCAUCGCAGUUUCACAGCCGAAGUUGAUUUCGCCUUUCAUGAAAUAAUUUUCGUGAAAAAUGUCUACGAUGCUGACGGCAAUGAUCUAAGAAGUUUUGUACUCAAUAAUAUCCCAGUGCACAUGGAUGAGGACGUGAAGAUGCGCUUACAGAAAUGUAUUUCUCUAGCCAAACCAUUCAAAUACUAAAGAUCAUAUUUUUGUAUUUUUUUUUACAUUAGUUAUGUGUUUACUCCAUAUUUAUUUUAAGGUUUGUAAUUCAAGAAUUGUAUGCCAGUUUUACAGUUAUUCUCUUAUUCAACUGUGCAAAGCAAGCUUCCAAAACGUACCUUUAAACAAAGUGCCAUUUAACGUAAAUUUGUACUAUAUGUAACAGCCUUACUGGUAAAGCAGCAACCAAAGUUUUUUUACUACGUAUAUGUAACAGUCCCGUUUGCAGUGUAUUAAUUUUAAGAAAAGAUUGUUUAAUAUAUGUCAGUUGCAUUUUAAAAAA